UCAGUUGUGCUAGCGCUACAGACCUAUGUUAUGUCCAGAUUCUUUCUUCCUUUAGACAUUUGUGAGAACUAGCAUGUGUCAUUGCUCAUUUCUAGCGAAGUUCUGACCUUCCUAAAAGGGUUUUCAUUGGGCUGAAUGGGAAAAAAAAUAACUCCAAGAGACGAGAGAGGUAUUGGAUUUUGUAUGAUCCAUGAAUUCAACCUGGCAUUAUUAGCAUAACAAUAAUAGAGACUUGUACAAUUUCCUUAUGGGGUUUGCGUGGCAAGUAUUAUAGGCUUAGCUCGACUUUGUUAGAAAGUUCUACAUAUGCUCUCUCAUAUGCAUGGAUGAGCAUUUCAGCAGCGAGACCGCUUUGGAAUUGUGGAUUAGACAGAAAAUUCAUUAAGGUUAUGAGGCUAAAUCAUGGGAGAAUCCAUGGAUUAUGACGACACCUGCAAGGGCGGCCACGUUAAAUGCUUUGGUUAUUCAUCCUAGAAUCCCUAUUAGUGAUUUUAUUAGAGAUGAUUCAAAGGAAUGAGAUGUGGAGAGGCUAAAGAAUUUUGUUGGGGCCGAAAACAUUCCUUUAAUUGGGAGUUUGGCCAUAAGCCGCACUACACAUCGAAAUACCUAUUGAUUGAGUUUUACGAAGAGCAAUAUACUAUUAAGUCGGGAAACUAGGUUACUAAAAACAUUUGAAACAUUGGAAUGAGGUCAUAUAUUCGGAACUGAGUAUCACUAAGCUUCGCUUGGAAAGCUAAUGCUCCUUAAAAGAUGAACCACCUUAUAUGGCAGUUAGUAACAUGACAGAUAGCUGUAACAAAGAAUUUUACAAUCAUAUGGAUACUUUAAAGUAUGCUUCUAAAAAAUAAAUCAUUUAUUUUAAGAAAAAAAUAUAGAAAAUCUUUUAUUUUAAGAAAAAAAUAUAGAAAAUAUUAUUUAUAUCUCUAAAUAUAGAGAGCAAGUAGCAUUUUCUAUACUUUUCUUUAAAUUAGAAGAAUUUUAUUAUAUAGUCAUACAUUGGACCAAAUUCUUCUAUAAUAAUGUUCUAUUUUAGAAAAGAAAAUAUAAACAUAUACAUUGGAGAUGUGUUAAUUGAAAGAUUUUUUUUGUUGUCAAAUAAAAAGUAACGCUUAAUUCUGUCAGUCAAUAAAACGUGUCAAGAAUUUCAAUAUUUGAAAUAUGUUGAAGCCUUGAAUGGUUCACAAUAUCAAAUACAAUUCAGGUCUUGUUAAACAGCGUGCCGUGCAUGUCAUACAUACUUCUAUUCAGAUUAUAUAUAUGACAUGUGGGAAUAUAUUAUAUAAUAACAUCUCUCUCUAUCUCUAUAUCUCACUUCAGAUUCACAGCACAAUCACUUCCCCAACCAUGGAAGCUUCUGCAACUUCCAAGCUUCUCGUAUCUGACAUCGCCUCCUCCGUUGAUCACGUCCCUUCAAACUAUGUCCGACCAAUAUCUGAUCGUCCAAAUCUUUCGAUUGAAACAUCCGGUGAUUCCAUCCCUAUGAUCGAUCUCCAGGAACUCCAUGGACCCAAUCGAGCCGAUGUUAUCUACCAAGUUGCUCAUGCAUGCGCUUCUUAUGGCUUCUUCCAGAUCAAGAACCAUGGGGUGCCAGAGAAAACAAUAGAAAGAAUGAUGACGGUGGCAAGAGAGUUUUUCAGGCAGCCAGAGAGCGAAAGAGUUAAGCAUUACUCUGCGGAUACAAAGAAGACGACGAGACUCUCCACAAGUUUCAACGUUGGCUCAGAGAAAGUCUCUAACUGGAGAGAAUUCCUCCGACUCCAUUGCCUUCCUAUCGAAGAUUUCAUCAGCGAAUGGCCUUCGAGUCCAGUCUCAUUCAGAGAAGUUACAGCUGAAUAUGCCACAAGCGUUAGAGCCUUGGUCCUCGUACUUCUCGAGGAAAUCUCAGAGAGCUUAGGCCUUGCGAAAGACAGUGACUGUAAGGCAAGCAAUACAUUAGGCAAGCACAGCCAACACAUGGCCUUAAACUACUAUCCACCCUGUCCUCAACCCGAUCUAACUUUCGGACUUCCCGGACAUAAAGAUCCAAACUUGAUCACUGUUCUUCUUCAAGAUGAAGUGUCUGGUUUGCAAGUCUUUAAAGAUGGUAAAUGGAUCGCUGUUCAUCCUGUUCCCAACACUUUUAUUGUUAACAUGGGUGACCAAAUGCAGGUUAUCAGCAAUGACAAAUACAAGAGUGAGCUACACAGAGCGGUUGUGAACAGCGACAAGGAGUGGAUAUUGAUACCGACAUUCUACUGUCCUUCUUUAGACGCUGUUGUUGGCCCACAACAAGAGCUGAUUAAUGAGGAAGAAGAGUCUCAUGCUGUUUACAGAAGCUUUACAUAUGCUGAGUAUUAUGAAAAGUUUUGGGACAGAGCACUUGCUACUGAGAGCUGUAUUGACUUGUUCAAAGCUUCCAAAACCUAAGACUGCAGUUUAGAAGAUGUCAUGACCGAAACAAGAAUGUCCACCUGUGUUGCAGUUUCAAUUUAUUUCCCCUAGAUUCUCUGAAUGUUAAUUCAAUCUGUUUAACAAAUAAAACUAACUGUUCUUCA
Brassica napus (rape) is the source of this 2534-nucleotide messenger RNA. Its product is annotated as protein DMR6-LIKE OXYGENASE 2-like. The coding region runs from base 1174 to 2406 and encodes 410 amino acids. Lineage: Eukaryota; Viridiplantae; Streptophyta; Magnoliopsida; Brassicales; Brassicaceae. The transcript has 4 exons. The record is from RefSeq and is a predicted model, not a curated record.